Messenger RNA from Amphibalanus amphitrite, 2126 nucleotides. RefSeq names its product cytochrome P450 2J3-like. NCBI's taxonomy places the organism in Eukaryota, Metazoa, Arthropoda, Thecostraca, Balanomorpha, Balanidae. Bases 249 to 1415 code for a protein of 388 amino acids. The record is from RefSeq and is a predicted model, not a curated record. Gene Ontology annotation, cellular component: intracellular membrane-bounded organelle; cytoplasm. Gene Ontology annotation, molecular function: oxidoreductase activity, acting on paired donors, with incorporation or reduction of molecular oxygen, reduced flavin or flavoprotein as one donor, and incorporation of one atom of oxygen; iron ion binding; heme binding. Gene Ontology annotation, biological process: xenobiotic metabolic process. The transcript has 10 exons.
GCAGUAUCGCAACGCAUAUCAGAUAGUCGGGCCUGACAACAAGGCAGGUAUGACAAGGUGACGCUACGUUUCCACUCGGAACUCCGAGACGUAAGAGGACCGUUGCUCGGCCGCGGUUAGCCAGUCGCCUGGUGAGGUUCUGGUAGCCAGGUCAGCAACGCUCCAGAGUACAUCAACUGAGUAUCGCCUGCCCCUCUACAAACUGAGAGCAUUAAUCAGUUCCUACCCCCACCUCCCAGAGCUCUGUCAUGGAGUUGAUUUGGUUCGCCCUGGUUCUCCUCGUCCUUCACUGGCUGUACCAGAACACGAGAAAGCCGGCCAGCUACCCGCCAGGACCGUUGCGUCUUCCCUUGAUCGGGACAAUGUGGAAGUCACACCGAGGCGGAGGACCGCCGUUUAUUCGUCACUGCGCCAUGGCUCGUCAAUACGGAAAGCUGGUCGGUUACUUCACGUUCCACCAGCCGGCGGUGAUGAUCUUUGACGCAGAUCUCGCACGAGAGAUCCUCUCCAAAAACGAGAGCACCGGACGGCCUCAUUUGGAGAUUCUCAAAAUGAGAACAUUCGGCGAGCUCAGAGGCAUCCUGUUCAACGACGGCGCCUCGUGGCAGCGGCAGCGGCGGUUCGCGCUGCACCACCUCCGUGACCUGGGCAUGGGCCGCUCCACGCUGGAGGGGAUCGUUCAGCGAGAGGUGACCGACCUGGUACAGAGGCUGAGGGACACCGCCGGUAGACCGGUGGCCGUCGAUCACUUCUUCAACGUGAACGUGCUCAACGUGCCCUGGGAGAUUGUGGCCGGAAUCAGGUUUCAGCCGGACGACCCGCGUCUGCCCGUCAUCCUGCGCUCGCUCAGUGAUGCCAGCUCGCGCAGUACGGGCCUGCUGAACCUCAUACCGGUGCUGCUGGGCCCGCAGCUCGGGGCACCGAUCGCCCAAAAACUGUACAGCGGCGUCCGGCGCAACAGAGACGGACUGGUAGAGAUUCUAAAGAAGGAGAUACAAAGCCACAGAGAGACGCUGGACCCCGAGUCUCCGAGGGACUUCAUUGACGCAUUUCUUAUCGAGAUGGCUAAGUCGCCACAGGAAUUCACAGAGCUGACUCUCUACUCUGUCCUGAUGGACCUGUUCACGGCCAGCACGGGCACCAACAGCGUCACCCUGGAGUGGGCCGUGCUGCUGCUGCUGCUGCACCCCGAGUGCGGCCGGCGCGCGCGCCGCGAACUGGACGCAGUGGUGGGCCCCGGCCGGCUGGUGACCCUGGAGGACCGGGCCCGCCUGCCGUAUACACAGGCACUGCUGGCUGAGGUCUUACGCAGGAGCUCAACACUGGCCCUGGCCGUGCCGCAUCGGGCAGAAGCCGAUAUUACGGUGGCAGGUUACCGGAUACCCAAGGACAGCCGCCUCCUAGUGAACCUGUAAGCUAUCCAUCACGACCCGGAGUACUGGGCCGACCCGCUCGAGUUCCGACCGGAGCGGUUCCUACACGACGGCCAGUACCGGCCCAACAAGCACCUGAUGCCGUUCGGAGUCGGUAAGCGCGUGUGUAUGGGCGAGUCGCUGGCCCGCAUGGAGCAGUUUCUGUUCCUCGCCAACAUCGUACACCACUUCGAGGUGCUAACGCCCGCGGGGGAGAAGGCUCCGCGGUUCGACUACGUCUGCGGCACCCGCAACUCUCCGGCCCCCUUCAGGGUGGUGUUCAGACCCACUGACUCACAGGCUGUGAACGAGAGUGCGUGAAUGCUGAGCGAAUCCCUAUGUACGAAAGGAAAUGUGUUGAGGAAAUGAAAUUGCUUUGAAAGCUCUUGAAGAGCUUUCAAAGCAAGGCUAAUGGUGAAAGGGAUAGAUAGUCGGCAUUGUUAUGUUACCAUGGCGACUGGGGAGUCAGGAAUGCGGUGCAGCUGUGGUUACCAGGAUAUUCUUAACUGUGGUGUAUACUUAAGGACGGGUUAUAAAGACAAUAUGUUACUCGUAUAUUUUAGGGAUUGCUUAUCGCAUGAUGUUAUUGGUUGUCAAGAGCAAUUCAAAGUGGAACCUACUGCUACUUCUGCUGUUCAUUGUACUUUUGUUAUCAAGCAUUGUUCCAAUACCCAAGCAUUGUCAAGUGCUUUACAAUAUAUUAUCUUAUCACAA